Molecule: messenger RNA, 3946 nt
Organism: Salvia miltiorrhiza (redroot sage)
Lineage: Eukaryota; Viridiplantae; Streptophyta; Magnoliopsida; Lamiales; Lamiaceae
Exons: 4
Coding region: 83-3946 (1287 amino acids)
Biological process (GO): DNA repair; telomere maintenance
Molecular function (GO): DNA helicase activity
Source: RefSeq, a predicted model, not a curated record
CAGUUUGAUACCGGCUGAAGGUACUACACCAAAGUUUGCUCAACUAUAUAUUUACGAUACAGAAAACGAAGUUGCUAAUAGGAUGCAGUCUGUGAGGCAAAAAAGUGAUAAAAACAAUUUACAUGCUGAAAUUGUUUCUGAUUUGAAGAUAAUGUUGGAUGAAAAUAAUGUGUUAGUGAAGACAUUUAGAAUGGCAAAAGAGAAGAUUAUUGAUCAAGGUCAAUCUGAUGUCAAGAUAAAGCUUAUUGGUAGACGACACGGUGAUGCUCGAACAUAUAAUCUACCAACCGUAUCUGAAGUGGCUGCUUUAGUAGUUGGUGAUUUUGAUGAAUCGAUGGGGGAUAGAGAUUUAAUUGUUGAAACACAAACCGGAGAACUCAAGCGCAUUAAUGAAUUACAUGCAGCGUAUCUUGGUUUGCAGUAUCCAUUGUUAUUCCCAUAUGGUGAAGAUGGAUUUCGUGAAGAUAUUCCUUUAAAUGUGCCGGGAAGUUCAAGUGGUAAUAAUGCUCGCAGUAAUGUUACUAUGAAAGAUUACUUUGCUUUCCGGUUGCAUGAAAGAGAAUCUGAUGCGACGACAAUUUUGACUUCUAAACGUCUAUUCCAACAGUUUGUGGUUGAUGCAUACACUAUGAUUGAAUCAUCUAGAUUGAUGUAUAUACGCAUGAAUCAGAAAAAAAUGCGGGCUGAUUUGUAUAAAGGCCUCACAGAUGCUCUAAUAAGAGGUGAAACAAAUCCAGCAACCAGAGGAAAAAGAGUGAUAUUGCCAUCAAGUUUUGUUGGGGGAGCUCGAUACAUGGUGCAAAAUUAUCAAGAUGCGAUGGCUAUAUGUAAAUGGGCUGGAUAUCCUAAUCUAUUCAUCACAUUUACAUGUAAUCCAAAGUGGCCUGAGAUUGUUAGAUAUGUUGAAAAACGAGGAUUGAAACCGGAAGACCGCCCUGAUAUUGUUUGUCGAGUUUUCAAAAUGAAGUUGAAUAAUUUGAUUAAUGAUCUACGUAAAGAGAAAAUAUUCGGCAUUGUGAGAGCAGUUGUAUACACUAUUGAAUUUCAAAAAAGAGGACUUCCACAUGCACAUAUUCUGCUCUUCCUUUGGAAUGAAGAUAGAAAUCUUUCACCAGAUAAUAUCAACGAAAUUAUUUCAGCUGAAAUACCGGACAUGGAUUUAGAUCCAAAGUAUUAUACAGUUGUACAUGAUUUCAUGCUUCAUGGUCCAUGUGGAGUAGCAAAUAAAAAUUCGCCUUGCAUGGCAAAUGGUCGUUGCACAAAAUAUUUUCCCAAAAAAUAUGUUGAGACAACGAGUGUUGAUGAAGAUGGUUAUCCAGUAUAUAGGCGUAGAAAUAAUGGGAGAACAAUUCUGAAGAAUGGUGUGCCUUUGGACAAUAGAUAUGUUGUUCCGCACAAUCGUUAUCUUCUAAUGAAGUAUGGAGCACAUAUAAAUGUUGAAUGGUGCAAUCAGUCACGGUCGAUCAAAUAUUUGUUCAAGUAUAUCAACAAAGGAAAUGAUCGUGUUACUGCAUCUUUCUAUAAGAGCACGGAUGAUGGACAUAUGGAAAAGAAUGUGGAUGAAGUGAAUAUGUAUUAUGAUUGCAGAUACAUAUCACCAUGUGAGGCUGCAUGGCGAAUCUUUGGAUUUGAAAUACAGUACAAAGAUCCUCCCGUUGAAAGGUUGAGUUUUCAUCUUCCGAAUGAGCAAAACAUAAUAUUUUCAGAGUCGGAUACAUUAGAUGAGGUUUUGAGUAAACCUACAAUUGGACAAACCAAGUUCUUAAAGUGGUUUGAGGCAAAUAAGAUAUAUCCAGAAGCAAGGAAACUUACAUAUGCAGAAUUCCCAACACAAUUUGUUUGGCACGCAAAGAAAAUAAAUGCAUGGGAACCAAGAAAAGAAAGGUACUCGAUUGGAAGAGUUGUUUAUUUACCUCCUGGGAGUGGAGAAAUGUAUUAUUUGAGAUGUUUACUCAACAUAGUACGUGGACCUACAUGUUAUGCGGACAUAAGAACUGUUAAUGGGAUUGUAUAUGGUUCAUUUAAGGAAGCUUGCUAUGCAAUGGGAUUGUUGAAUGAUGAUAGAGAAUACAUUGAUGGUAUAGUUGAAGCAAGUUGUUGGGCAUCUGCUAAGUCUUUAAGAAUGUUAUUCGUCACAUUAUUGUCGUCCGACUCUUUUGGAAGCGUAGCAGAUGUUUGGAAUGCAUGCUGGAUAUAUUUAUCAGAUGAUAUCUUAUACAAUCAAAGAACUAUGCUGCAUCAUCCAGAACUACAACUAACUGAAGAACAAAUCAAGUGUUAUACACUUGUGGAAAUUGAAAAACUGUUGAGUAGUUUUGGAAAGACUUUGCGAGAGUUUGAAGGCAUUCCUUAUCCAAGUUCUGAAUUCUUCGAAUCUGAUCAAAAUAAAUUGAUCAGUGAUGAACUAAGAUAUGAUCAAAAAGCAUUAACAGAUGAACACAAAGCUUUGAUUUCUAAGCUUACCGAUGAACAACGAUGUGUUUAUGAUACUGUUAUUAAUGCGACACGGUCAAAUUAUGGAGGAAUGCUUUUCAUAUAUGGGUAUGGAGGUACGGGAAAAACAUUCAUAUGGAACACUCUUUCAGCAGCUCUAAGGUCAAAGGGAGAAAUUGUUUUAAAUGUUGCUUCAAGUGGAAUUGCGUCCCUGUUGUUGCCUGGUGGAAGAACAGCUCAUUCACGAUUCAAAAUUCCCAUAAAUGUCAAUGAGGAUUCCAUGUGCAACAUAAAUCAAGGUUCUCCACUUGCAGAAUUGAUUGAUAAGUGUAAGCUUAUUAUUUGGGAUGAGGCACCGAUGAUGCACAAGUUUUGUUUUGAAGCAUUGGAUCGAAGUCUACGAGAUAUAAUGCGGUUUGUCAAUCCGUCAAGUGCAUCCACCCCUUUUGGAGGAAAGACAGUUGUGUUCGGGGGUGAUUUCAGACAGAUACUACCUGUUAUACCAAAAGGAAGUAGACAAGAUAUUGUUUUUGCAACAAUAAAUUCUUCAUAUCUCUGGAAAUAUUGCAAGGUUUUACGGUUGACAAAAAAUAUGAGGCUUCAAAAUAUGGGCUCCAGUGCUGAAGCUGUGGAGUUGGAAGAGUUCUCUAAAUGGAUUGCGAGUAUAGGCGAUGGAACAAUUGGAAGUGCGAAUGAUGGUAAUGUCAAUAUUGAUAUUCGAACAGAUUUUUUGAUAAAAUGGUCUGGAAAUCCAAUUGAGCACAUAGUUAACACCAUUUAUCCAUCAGAUUGUUCCAAUAAUGUAGAUACAAGUUAUCUACAAGAGAGAGCAAUACUUGCUCCUACUCUUAAUGCUGUUGAAUCUGUAAAUCAAUACAUGAUUUCUUUGAACAAAAGUGAAGGACGUUUAUAUAGAAGCUCAGACUCAACUUCAAGAUCAGAUUCAAUCACUGAUUUGGUACAACAGGUGCAUACCCCAGAAUUCUUGAAUAGCAUCAAAUGUUCAGGAGUACCAAAUCACGAAAUAUAUUUGAAGGUUGGAACUCCGGUUAUGUUGUUGAGGAGCAUUGAUCAUGCAAAUAGAUUGUGCAAUGGAACUCGAUUGAAAAUAACAAGACUUGGACAACAUGUUUUGGAAGCACAAAUUCUUACGGGAGAUAAUGCAAAUACAAAAAUUUUGAUUCCAAGAAUGUCAUUGACUCCUGCUGAUCCAAGAUUGCCAUUUAAGUUUGAACGACGACAAUUCCCCCUGAUUGUAUCUUAUGCAAUGACGAUCAACAAAAGUCAAGGGCAAUCGUUUUCUCAUGUUGGUUUAUUCUUGCCAAGACCAGUUUUUACACAUGGCCAAUUGUACGUUGCAGUGUCAAGAGUACGAAGUCGAGCAGGACUUAAAAUAUUGCUUUCUGAAGAUGGUAGAAAUGAUGAUACUACUACUACAAAUGUUGUGUAUAGGGAAGUUUUUCAAAAUGUAUGGCAAUAUGUGUGUUAUUGUUUUGCAUUUAAUUAUAAUUAA